CCGCGUGGAUCAGUUCCUUGGCUCCAAUGCCGGUUUUCAGAUGCCUCAACAGUGCAUUCCUCGUCUUCACUGCAAUCCUCUACGUGUACGCUCACAGAGAUUACCAAGUGUCUUACAUCAAGCAGAAGGUGGACCACUUCAGCUUCAGCAAUCCCGACAAGUUUCGGCAGCGAUAUCUGCUCUACGACAAGAGCUGGAAUGGCAACGGUGGUCCAAUAUUUUUCUACACUGGCAGCGAAAUGAACGUCGAGGUCUUCGCGAAUCAAAUGGGAAUGAUGUACGAUUGGGCCCCCGAAUUCAAGGCAAUGCUUGUGUUUGCUGAGCACCGCUACUAUGGCGAUUCUUUGCCGUACGGAGAACAGUCAUUCAAUGGAAGGGAGAAAAGAGGGUACUUGACAACAGAGCAAGCCUUGGCUGACUUCGCGUACCUGAUUCAACACCUGAAGUCGACAGUGCCCGGAGCUGAAAAAAGCCCUGUGGUGACUUUCGGCGGAGGGUAUGGUGGGAUGCUUGCAGCCUGGAUGCGGCUACGUUAUCCACACCUCGUCAAAGGGGCUUACGCAUCUGGUGCUCCAAUCGCCUACUACAGCGGCGAAGUUCCCUGCGGAAAGUUCUCCCGAGCCGUCACGGACAGUUACAAGAGCCAGUCUCAGAACUGCGCUGCCAGCAUCCGGAAAUCGUGGAACAUCAUGAGCAAGCUCGCGGAGUCGCAAGAUGGACUCGAGUUCUUGACAGAAACAUUCCAGUCGUGCCAGCGGCUCAGCAAAGACAGCAUGACUCAUUUGUAUCAGUGGCUCAAAGAGGCUUACGAGACACUAUCCAUGCUGGACUACCCGUACGAGACAGAGCUCUUUGGGAAGCUACCGGCACACCCGGUCAAAGAAGCCUGUCGCUUUCUGUGGAACCCACUCCAGUCAGACAAAGACCUCAUCCGCAGUCUCCACAAGGCAGCGUCCAUCCUCUACAACAGCACGGGCAACGCUGCGUGUUACAGCAUAGACGCCAACGUGGGGGUCCACUCAGGCUGGAGUUUUCAGACAUGCAGCGAAUUGGUGAUGCCUCAGUGCUCUGACGGCGUGGACGACAUGUUCCCGCCGAAAACGUGGGAUGCGAAGAAGCUGGCCAAAAGGUGUCAACAGCGAUUCGGGGUCACGCCAGAUCCAGGAAGGCUUCGUAUUCUCUACGGUGGUAGUGACAUGGGCGGCAUUACAAACCUCAUUUUCACGAACAAUCAGAGGGACCCCUGGUACUACGGUGGCGUCCUUUCCGGAACAGAGUCCAGAGUGUCCAUAGGCGUGCGCAACGCCGCUCAUCUGUUGGACAUGCGUGCACACAACGAUCAUGAUCCGGUCUCCGUUGCGUGGGCCCGGACGAGGGCAAAGGGAACCUUGUGGCGCUGGCUGCACCCGCGGUUCGAAUUUUUCGGAUAGCCUCA
Molecule: messenger RNA, 1435 nt
Organism: Ixodes scapularis (black-legged tick)
Lineage: Eukaryota; Metazoa; Arthropoda; Arachnida; Ixodida; Ixodidae
Product: lysosomal Pro-X carboxypeptidase
Exons: 9
Coding region: 27-1430 (467 amino acids)
Biological process (GO): proteolysis
Molecular function (GO): serine-type exopeptidase activity; dipeptidyl-peptidase activity
Source: RefSeq, a predicted model, not a curated record